AUGCACUCCUUCAGGACGACAUCCAUCGCCCUCCUCUCCCUCUUCACCACCACCCUCGCCCAGACCUUCACAUCAUGCAAUCCCUUGGAGCGGACCGAUUGCCCGCCCAACACUGCGCUGGGUGUCGGCAAUUACUCGAUUGAUUUCACUCAGAAUACAAUGUCAGACAAAGUUUGGAAUGUCACGGCUGGCGGAAUCGAUUAUGGAGAUGACGGUGCCGAGUUCACAAUCAAACAGCGUGGCCAGUCGCCCACGGUCCAGACAAACUUCUUUCUGUUCUUUGGUCAAGUUGAGGUUAUCAUGAAAGUCGCCAAAGGUCAAGGCAUAGUGUCUUCAGUUGUUUUGCAAUCGAUGGACCUCGACGAGGUGGACUGGGAAUUUAUCGGAGGCAACAACUCAUUUGUCGAAACUAACUUUUUCAGCAAAGGAAAUCAGACUGACUACGGCAAUGCCAUCUGGUAUCCCAUCAAUGACCCCCAAAAUGAAUGGCACAAUUACACAUUGGAUUGGUCGAAGGAGAAGCUUGACUGGAUUGUAGACGGAAACAUCAUUCGCACUUUGACAUAUGAAGAAGCUAAUGGCGGCCUCAAAUUUCCCCAAACUCCCUGCGAUGUUAGACUCGGCAUUUGGGCAGGUGGUGAUCCCAAAAUGCCCAAGGGUACUAUUGAAUGGGCAGGUGGCGAAACCGAUUACGACGAUGCUCCCUUCACCAUGACUGUGAAGUCUGUCAGAGUGUCAGACGCCAGCAGAGGUACUCAGUAUGUGUAUGGCGACACCUCGGGCAGCUAUCAGAGUAUUAAGAUCCUCAAUGACACUAAACCCAUCCAACUCGACGGCGAAAACAGCCAAUCAAGCACUCAAUCCAUAAAACAGAAGUGGAAUGGCCUCUCCCAGCAGACCAAGUACAUCAUCAUUGGCGUUGUCUGCGGCGUCGUCAUCCUCUGCAUCCUCAUCUUUGCAUUCUGCUGCAUCCGCCAGCGCCGCGCCGGUAAGCACGAGAAACUGGUCGAGGACGCCAAAUACGAAAAGAUCACCUCUGAGGUCAUGGCGUACCGGGCAGACAUGUCGAGGAUGCGAGCCGAGCAAAAGAUGAUGGGCACCAGCGUUCACGUCAGCCCCGUGACUCCCAUGAUGGGCAAUGCAGGAGUUUCUGUGCAGAAUUUCGGCAAUGCGUCGCCCAUGGUGGGUGGCGGGCGAAGCCCGAACCCGGGUUACGGAUACGCGAACAGCGGAUAUGCUAGGGGCUAUCAGAAAUAUUGA
This is a messenger RNA of Fonsecaea pedrosoi CBS 271.37, 1260 nucleotides long. RefSeq lists its product as uncharacterized. Gene Ontology annotation, cellular component: fungal-type cell wall. Bases 1 to 1260 code for a protein of 419 amino acids. Gene Ontology annotation, molecular function: glycosyltransferase activity; hydrolase activity, hydrolyzing O-glycosyl compounds. NCBI's taxonomy places the organism in Eukaryota, Fungi, Ascomycota, Eurotiomycetes, Chaetothyriales, Herpotrichiellaceae. Gene Ontology annotation, biological process: fungal-type cell wall organization; carbohydrate metabolic process. The transcript has 2 exons. The record is from RefSeq and is a predicted model, not a curated record.